This is a messenger RNA of Pelmatolapia mariae (spotted tilapia), 1416 nucleotides long. RefSeq lists its product as uncharacterized. Lineage: Eukaryota; Metazoa; Chordata; Actinopteri; Cichliformes; Cichlidae. Gene Ontology annotation, molecular function: ubiquitin-protein transferase activity; zinc ion binding. The record is from RefSeq and is a predicted model, not a curated record. Bases 202 to 948 code for a protein of 248 amino acids. Gene Ontology annotation, biological process: protein ubiquitination. The transcript has 5 exons.
UCUGAUGUGAUUUCCAUUCGUCUGGCCCGGCCCUUACUUUCCUCUGCGUCUAAUCCCUCGGCGUUCUCACUGGCGUCCGUCAGCUUCUCUAAUCUGCUGGACGGCUUUAGGAGGAGAAGCCUCGUCACUCGGACUCUGCCUGAUGAUAAACACGGAGCUGGUCCUAACGUCGGCUCAGGCUGGAGAUGUGACGUGGAGUGAAUGGCCCCUCGCACUGCAGAUAUGACUGUGGAGGAUCCGGUGGGCCGGUGGGGGUCCAGUCCUGUGGAGGAGGUCAAGUUAAUCCCUGAGCCUGCGCUGGAUGAAGAACUCCACAGCAGCAGCCAGGAAGUGAUGUGCUACCACGGAGACACACCCACUGCGGAGUGUGCAUCCAUCACAGACAGUGAGGAGCAGUUUUGCAGGAUCUGCCACGAAGGCCGGGAGUCAGGAGAGCUGCUGUCCCCCUGCGAGUGCUCCGGCAGCCUGGCUUCGGUGCACCGGAGCUGCCUGGAACAGUGGCUCACCGCCUCCGACAGCGGCCACUGCGAGCUCUGCCAUCACCAGUUUGUGCUGCAGCGUGUGCCAAAGCCUCUGACUGAGUGGUGGUGCUCUCCAGACAUGCAGCAGCAGAGGAGAACGCUGUGCAGCGAUGCGGCCUGCUUCCUGUUCAUCACGCCGCUCGCGUCUCUGUCGGGCUGGCUGUGUGUUCAAGGAGCCAUGGAGCUCUACUACACCAAUGGGACGGAGGCCCUGGGACUCCUGGUGCUCACUCUGGCUCUCAUCAUCAUCUAUGUGUUCUGGACUGUGGUUUCUGUGCGCUACCAUGUGCAUCUCUUCAAAACCUGGAAGAAGACUGACCAGAGAGUUCGACUGUGGGUUCCUGUGUCAGCGCAAACACCUCCUAACCAGCAGGUGGCGCCCAUAAACUUCCUCAGCAAAGCCAUCAACAAGGAAACGAUGGUGUAGGUGGAAGUCUGCACAGCUCAAAGGACGGAGCUCACGACCCCAUGAACUUUUAAACCACACAUUUCAUUGUUUCUUCCCCAGAAAAGACUCAAUGACUCCUUUUAUUUUCCUCUGUAUUUUUAUUUUCCUCUGUAUUUUUAUUUUCCUCUGUAUUUUUAUUUUCCUCUGUGUGUUUUGGUGUUGGUGGUAAUGGCAUGGGGGUGCACUGGAGCAGAUCAAAACUGCUUUGUAGUUAAACGCCCCCCCAAAAAACUACAGAGGCUAGCCUUGGUAUAAUGUCCACAUCUUCAUUGUUAAACAGGUGGUAGUAAACGCUGACGUUCCCACAGCGUUUACUACAGUCCCACAGAUUCCCAACUUAGAUCUUUUAAUGACCACCAGGGGGCGAUACUUGUGGUUAGUGGUCAGUUUAUGUACUCAGGUACUCAUUUCAGGUCACAUAAUAAAACAAUAAGUUCAUUUUGUAAA